ACCAGCACCAUGCCCUACCCAUACCCAGCACUGACCCAGGAGCAGAAGAAGGAGCUGUCUGACAUCGCUCGAAGAAUUGUGGCUCCGGGCAAGGGCAUCCUGGCUGCAGAUGAGUCCACUGGAAGCAUCGCCAAGCGGCUGCAAUCCAUUGGCACCGAGAACACCGAGGAGAACAGGCGCUUCUACCGUCAGCUGCUGCUGACUGCGGACGACCGUCUGAAUUCCUGCAUCGGGGGCGUGAUCCUUUUCCACGAGACACUGUACCAGAAGACCGAUGAUGGAAUUCCCUUCCCCCAAAUAAUCAAGUCCAAGGGUAGUGUUGUGGGCAUUAAGGUGGACAAGGGAGUGGUGCCCCUGGCAGGAACUGAUGGCGAGACCACCACUCAAGGGCUGGAUGAUUUGUCUGGACGAUGUGCUCAGUACAAGCAGGAUGGAGCCGAUUUUGCCAAAUGGCGUUGUGUGCUGAAGAUUGGGAAACAUACCCCUUCAGCCCUUGCCAUUAUGGAAAACGCCAAUGUUCUGGCUCGUUAUGCCAGCAUCUGCCAGCAGAAUGGCAUUGUACCCAUUGUGGAGCCAGAAAUCCUCCCUGAUGGGGACCAUGACUUGAAGCGCUGUCAGUAUGUAACUGAGAAGGUGUUGGCCGCGGUCUACAAGGCUCUGAGUGACCACCAUGUCUACCUGGAAGGAACCUUGCUGAAGCCCAACAUGGUCACCCCAGGCCAUACUUGCACUCAGAAAUUUUCCAGUGAAGAGAUUGCCAUGGCAACUGUCACAGCACUUCGUCGCACAGUGCCCCCUGCUGUCCCUGGAGUCACUUUCCUGUCUGGAGGGCAGAGUGAGGAAGAGGCAUCUAUCAACCUCAACGCUAUCAACAAGUGCCCUCUGCUGAAGCCGUGGGCCUUGACUUUCUCCUAUGGCCGAGCCCUGCAGGCUUCUGCCCUAAAGGCCUGGGGUGGGAAGAAGGAGAACAUGAAGGCGGCUCAAGAGGAAUACAUCAAGCGUGUCCUGGCCAACAGUCUCGCUUGUCAAGGAAAGUACACCCCAAGUGAUAAGUCAGGGGCAGCGGCCAGUGAAUCCCUCUUCAUCUCUAACCAUGCCUACUGAGC
Messenger RNA from Arvicanthis niloticus (Nile rat), 1106 nucleotides. NCBI's taxonomy places the organism in Eukaryota, Metazoa, Chordata, Mammalia, Rodentia, Muridae. The record is from RefSeq and is a predicted model, not a curated record.